ACUGUGACGUCGCUGAUUUUAGUGAUUCACCUUAUAGGGACGUGAAGUGAGAAUGUAAUUGGAUAAUGUCGAAAAAAGUUAAAAACAGGGCCAAGAAAUAUCAAGCUGCUGCAGAUUUCACAGAUUUCACAAUAAAUGAAUGUGCAAACUCAGUAGUACCAGUACCUGUUCUAAUAGGGAAGAAAAAGCAGUUUGUAGAGUGCAAUAGCACCAAAAAAUUGGUGGAACUUGCAGAAAGAAAUGAAAGAGAAAUUCUGGAGAAUUCCAAUGAAAAUCUCCCGGAAAGUUGUGAAGCAACAGCUAAGAAAAUCCAGAAAAAUGUUAAAAAGACCUAUGCAGACUAUUGCAUUGAUGUGUGGUGGUUAAUUUCCAAACACAUAAUGCCGGAGGAUGUUCUGCGAUUUGCCUUGAUAUGCCGGAAGACGGCCUGUGUGGUGAGUAUGGAAAAAUUCUGGUCCCAUCUUUAUCGACGAUUCUACACAAGGACUGCAGAACUUCCAUCUCAGCUCCAGCCACGAUUGCUGGGGAAGCAAGAGGGUCUGAGAAAUGCCGUAAUUCGAUCACUGUUCUACACAUAUCCUCCGUUUAAGGCAAGUCUGCCCCAGCGAACAAACAGAGAUCCUGUUUGCCUCGUUGGGAAGCGCCUGGAAUCAUCGUGGUUUGUCCAGAAGCCUAGAGAGGAGCUAAAAUGGACUUUCAUCUACACCUUCAGGCCACGGACGUACAAAGAGAAGCGGAAAAUUCGGCUGGAGGAGGGCAAAGGAUUGAAAAGUUUUCCAGCUGAAAAUAGUCAUUUUCUCUUGAUAUCCACUCGACAAUUUCGUCCCUUGCCUCAAUUCUAUGGUCACGAUGUCUUUCUGAAAGCCCUAACGCGUCCACUGGCCACGGGAUUCUCAAAAUUGCCUCUGAAGGCUCUGAAGCCUCUGAAGCCUCUGAAGCUAACUUUUGAGGAUUACAAGAGGGACACCGUGCAGACAAUCACGUACGAAGGCGCCGUAUUUGUCCAAGUUAUCGACUGGUUCUCUCCCCUCUAUGAGACGGUUAUUCUGAAACUCUGUGAUUUUGAAAAAGGUGAAUAAAAGCAGAUAAAACCUUA
Molecule: messenger RNA, 1096 nt
Organism: Phlebotomus papatasi
Lineage: Eukaryota; Metazoa; Arthropoda; Insecta; Diptera; Psychodidae
Product: transmembrane protein 183-like
Exons: 2
Coding region: 66-1079 (337 amino acids)
Biological process (GO): regulation of protein stability
Cellular component (GO): SCF ubiquitin ligase complex
Source: RefSeq, a predicted model, not a curated record